Erinaceus europaeus (western European hedgehog) is the source of this 1086-nucleotide messenger RNA. RefSeq names its product UPF0746 protein DDB_G0281095-like. Bases 74 to 958 code for a protein of 294 amino acids. The transcript has 5 exons. NCBI's taxonomy places the organism in Eukaryota, Metazoa, Chordata, Mammalia, Eulipotyphla, Erinaceidae. The record is from RefSeq and is a predicted model, not a curated record.
CGGGCCCAGAAGGUUCCAGAAGGGCAGAUGCACAGCCUAUUUAACCCACAGAGUUGGUGCCACAGUCGGAGAGAUGGGACCACCCCGCUACUCUCCGCUGUGCAGGGAAGAGAAGGCACUGGGGAUCAUGGGCCACUGGAGUCUGACACCCCCUCUGGUGAAGUGGACGGUGGGGCUGGUGGGGCUCAUCCUGCUUGUCUUCGUCCUUGUCUUCGGGAUCAAGGCCUUCAGCCCCUGCCCUCAGGAGCAGUGUGUGGGCACCUCUCAGCCGGAUGCCUGGAGCCCCACUCUGGUUAAACUGAAGGAAACCUUGGAGAAGGAGGAGCAGAACCUCCAGAAGGAGAAGCAGCACCUGGAGGAGGAGACGCAGAACCUGCAGAAGGAGAAGCAGCAGCUGCAGGAGGAGAGGCAGAACCUGCAGAAGGAGAAGCAGCGGCAGGAGGAGGAGACGCAGAACCUGCAGAAGGAGAAGCAACAGCUGCAGGUGGAGAAGCAGAACCUCCAGAAGGAGAAGCAGCAGCUGCAGGUGGAGAAGCAGAACCUUCAGAAGGAGAAGCAGCAGCUGCAGGAGGAGAAGCAGAACCUGCAGAAGGAGAAGCAACGGCAGGAGGAAAAGCAGAACCUGCAGAAGGAGAAGCAGCAGCUGCAGGUGGAGAAGCAGAACCUGCAGAAGGAGAAGCAGCAGCUGCAGGUGGAGAAGCAGCAGCUGCAGGUGGAGAAGCAGAACCUGCAGAAGGAGAAGCAGCAGCUCCAGGAGCAGCUGCAGAGUCUGGGGAGGCGAGAGGAGGAGCACGAGAGAAGGGACGAGAUCCUGACAUCUCAACUGGGACAGUGUAACGAAGACCUGAACCAACUAAGGCUGAAGGAGAGCUCAGAGGGCGACCAUGGAUUACCCGCCUGGGGGUGGGCCAUCAUAGUCCUGGGGGCCCUGGCCCUGCUGUUCCUGGUCUGCAAGUGAGCGCUGGGCUCUCAAGCCUGAGGCCCUGGGUUCAAGCCCCACCGUCGCUGUGCCUGUGGGACACUCUGUUUCUAUUAUUAUUUUAAAUGGAUUUUAUUUUUUUAUUAAAAUAUUUUAUGUAAAAAAGA